Macrobrachium nipponense is the source of this 1061-nucleotide messenger RNA. Its product is annotated as retinol dehydrogenase 12-like. The record is from RefSeq and is a predicted model, not a curated record. Bases 40 to 942 code for a protein of 300 amino acids. The transcript has 6 exons. NCBI's taxonomy places the organism in Eukaryota, Metazoa, Arthropoda, Malacostraca, Decapoda, Palaemonidae.
GUCAUCAACUUGGCAAUAGGAGGCGACCUCACGUCAACAAUGUUACUCUGUGCUGUGGUCAUACUUACCCGCCGUGUGUUCGCCUGUUCGUUCUGUUAUUCUCAAAAGAGGCUCGAUGGAAAGACAGUUGUCAUCACCGGGUGUAAUGUCGGCAUUGGGAAAGAGACGGCUCGGGAACUGAGCAGGCGAGGCGCGAGGAUCAUCAUGGCUUGCAGGGAUACCAAGAAGGCCGAGAAGGCAGCCGAAGAAAUCCAGAAGGAGACAGGAGGAGAGAUGGAGGUCAUGAAGCUGGACCUAGCAUCCCUCGCCUCCGUCAGGGCGUUUGCUGAGGAACUCAGACUGAAGGAGAAAAGGCUCCACGUACUCAUUAAUAAUGCAGGUAUUUUCAUGUGCCCUUACACGAGGACCGAAGACGGCUUCGAGAUGCAGAUGGGCACCAACCACCUGGGGCACUUCUUGCUGACCAAUCUGCUCCUGCCCCUCCUGACCCACCAGGAACCAGCUCGGGUCGUCACUCUCAGCUCCAUCGAGCACUUGAGAGGCAUUAUACCCUUCGAGGACAUGAACUACGAGAAGGGCUACAAUAGGUCUAAGGCCUACGCCAACAGCAAGGUGGCCAAUGUUCUCUUCACUCGUCACCUGGCCAAGAGAGUGCAAGGUACCAACAUCCAGGUCUUCGCCCUCCAUCCAGGGGUCGUCCAGACCGACCUGGGACGUCACCUGCUGGGAGGGUACUUACUGUCUCUCAUCAGCUUCUUCCAGAAGACGACAGUCGAGGGAAUACAGACGGUUUUACACUGCGCGUUGGAGGCCGACCAGAAUGACGAGACUUACUACUUCAGCGAAUGCAACGGAGCCUACUCCUCAAGGAUCUCUAGGAGAGACGACCUCGCUGAGGAUCUCUGGCAUCUGUCCGCGAAGAUGGUUGGAAUGAGGGAAUGAGGAUAUUGUCAUUGUAUCAUUCAGUAGAUGAAAUCUAUUCAUAUGGAAGAAGCUUACCACAGGGGCCCACUGACUUGAAAUUCAAGCUUCCAAAGAGUAUGCUGUUCAUUUAUUAUUAU